Messenger RNA from Aplosporella prunicola CBS 121167, 1029 nucleotides. RefSeq lists its product as uncharacterized. Gene Ontology annotation, biological process: box C/D snoRNP assembly. Lineage: Eukaryota; Fungi; Ascomycota; Dothideomycetes; Botryosphaeriales; Aplosporellaceae. The coding region runs from base 33 to 749 and encodes 238 amino acids. The record is from RefSeq and is a predicted model, not a curated record. The transcript is spliced from 2 exons.
CAGCUGCCUAUCGAUCCACGCCCGCCCUCGACAUGUCCAACAAUUCCGCGUCACACCCCGCGCCACUCGCCCAUCGGAAACGUCGCAAGUCUCCCAGCCCGGCCACCCCAUGGCUGCCCACCAAGGAGCACGCCGAGGCCUUCCUCGUGGCCUCCGGGAAGCGCGCCGCGCCCGCGCAAGAUGACGACAAUCAUGCCGACUCUGACGCAGAGUCCAGUGUCGUCAGCACCUCCUCCGAGGAACCUAGCUCCGAUUCCGAGUCUGCCGGGUCUGAAGGCGAGAGCGAAGGAGAGGAAGAAGAAGACUCUAACGAGGUCACUUCUCUCCCGCGCCCACCCAAGCCCAGCGUCCGCCGGAAGCUAUAUAAAAAGACAAAUGCGGCGUCCGAGCGCGUGCCGCUGAGCGAACGGCUCAAGGCAUUCCUGCCACAGCUCGCUGCUGCAAACGAGGAGCUCGAGAGGGAAAAGGCUGCUGGGCGGCUUGGUGAGAGGUCAUUGGAGGUGGAAAAUGGCAAGGAAAACGAAGGGCAAUACAUCGAGAUGGACCUGGGACUAGGCGUGCUGGAGGAGAAGGACCCAAACGCUGCGGACAGCAGCAGCGAGAGCAGCAACGAGUCAGGCGAUGAGAUGGACGUCGAUGGCGAAGCUGGUGGCGAAAAGAAGACCAAGGAAAAGGAUGUCUUGGGUAAGCUCAUGGGCAAGAAGAGGACCCAGCCUGGAGCUGGUAUUCAAGAGGUUCCGGAACAGUGAGGCGAGAUGGAAGAGAGUAAAUACCUAUGAGUUUACGAACAAAAAGGUACAAGGGACGAUCGAGGCCAGUGGUCGCAUGAAAUGAUCACUGCCAACGCAAGCUUAGUCUGAAAAGGACGAGCUUCAAGUGGGAGUAAAAGCCAGUUGUUUCAAACUAACAUGGCUCUUGGAGAGCAUCUGGUCAGGAGACUGAUAACUCCCAUAUACCCUUGCAGUGCACACCAAAAUUGGUUGUAGAUAAAAUCGGGCAUGCACAUGGGGAAAGCGGACGAAUUACCGU